GUUUAACAUGUAAGGAAACAAGCAAAGCAAAGAUUGACAGAAAGAAAGAGAAAGGAAAGGAUCAAAAGGAGCAGUGAAAUGUGAAGUGAGUUUGAGUAGUGGAUCGUUCUAAUUCUAUCUACGCCGAGAUUUUCCUUUCUUUUCCUAUUUGCAAAUCCUUGCUUUUCAAUUUUCUUCCGUUGCUUCCCAUCAUUCUCUUUCUCAUUCUCAUUCUCAUUAUCCUUCUUUCCUCUCAUUUUUUUUUUCUUUCACUCGCGCUUAUAAUAUGAGCAUAGUGCUCAUUUCAUUCUACUACCGGUUAUGAAUCCCAACGUGGAGCCACCACAACCGCCGCAGCCCCACCGUUCUUCUACUUCCUGUGACCGCCACCCUGAAGAGCAUUUUACUGGCUUUUGCCCCUCAUGCCUCUGCGAACGUCUCGCUGUUCUCGAGCCUUCUUCUGCUGCUGCUUCUUCUUCUUCGUCUCGGAAACCUCCCAUCGCCGCCACUACUUCCACCGCCACCGCCGCACUUAAAGCCAUAUUCAAGGCUUCCGGAGGAGGUGGUACGCGACCUGCGUUUUUUCCCGAGCUCCGGCGGACAAAGUCCUUUUCGGCCUCGAAAAACGAGGGUUUAUCCGGGGCUUUUGAGCCUCAGAGGAAAUCUUGUGACGUUAGGGUUCGAAACACGCUUUGGUCACUUUUUUAUCAAGACGACGAGAGGAACCCACAUAAAAAAGAAGCUGCAGGAAACGGAAGAUAUUGCGAAAUUGUUGAAGUUGAAGCUCGAACUUUGGGUUCUUCUUCAAGUGUUGUUCAAGGUCCUGUUUUUGAAAGCAAAGAAGAAUACAAAAAUGAGAGUGAAACCGAUCACGAAGACGACAUUGAGAUCAUAGAAGAAGAACAACCCAAUGUGGCUGUUCCUCAUGCGAGUUUAAUCGAAGAGAAAGUUGAAGCAAUUGUGGAAGAAUACGAAAAGGAACUGUAUCAAGAAGAGGAGCUGAAGCCCAUGAAGGAUCAUAUAGAUCUUGAUUCGCAAACAAAGAAGGCUUCUGGAAGAGAUUUUAAGGAGAUUGCUGGGAGUUUCUGGUCAGCUGCUUCAGUUUUCAGCAAGAAAUUGCAAAAAUGGAGGCAAAAUCAGAAGCUUAAGAAGAGGAGAAAUGGAGGUGGGUCAGCGAGAUUGCCAGUGGAGAAGCCGACUGGGAGACAAUACAGAGAAACCCAGUCGGAAAUUGCGGAUUAUGGGUUCGGGAGAAGGUCUUGUGACACGGAUCCAAGGUUUUCCCUUGAUGCAGGGAGGAUGUCAUUUGAUGCAGUAAGGAUGUCGUUUGAUGACCCAAGAUAUUCUUUUGAUGAGCCAAGAGCUUCUUGGGAUGGGCACUUGACCGGGAGAACAUUUCCAAGAAUGCCCACAAUGGUUUCCGUUGUGGAGGAUGCUCCAGUUCAUCAUGUUAUGAGGUCUGAUACUCAAAUUCCUGUGGAGGAUCCGCCGGCUAUGAAUUCCAUUGAUGAGGAUGAAUCUCGUCCUGGAGGGUCAGCUCAAACUAGGGAUUAUUAUUCGGAUUCUUCUUCUAGGAGAAGAAAGAGUCUUGAUAGGUCCGGUUCUAUCAGGAAGACUGCCGCAGCUGUAGUGGGUGAGAUCGAUGAAAUGAAGUCGGUUUCUAAUGCAAAGGUUUCUCCUGCAACUGUUGAUUACUUCCAUGGACCUAAACUUGUUGUGCCGGAUAGGGAUUCGAACUCGAAUUCUUUGAGGGAUGAUUAUUCUGAGGCUUUUGAGAUUGGCUUUAGAGACAAUGCAUCUGUGAUUGGGAAUGGGGAACGGAAAGGGUCAUCUAAGAAAUCGCGGAGGUGGAGUAUAGCUUGGAAUAUUUGGGGGUUUAUUCACAGGAGUGUUAACAAAGAUGAGGAUGAAGAUAGGUAUAGUAGAGCUAAUGGUGUGGAGAGGUCGUAUUCAGAAUCUUGGCCUGAGUUGAGAGGGGAACGGAAUGGAGAUGUGAGAGGGGGUUUUAAUCCAAAGGUUUUGAGGAGCAAUAGCAGUGUAAGCUGGAGGAAUUCGAGCAGUUUUGGUGGUGCAAGGAAGAAAUGCGUUGAGCCAAACGGGCAUAGUAAGAAGAGAGAUGAGUUUGUGUUGGAGAAGAAUAGGAGUGCAAGAUAUUCACCAAAUAACAUUGAUAAUGGACUGUUAAGGUUCUACUUGACACCGAUGAGGAGCAGCCGGAGAGUUGGGUCAGGCAAAAGCAAGGCAAGCCAUGCACAUUCUAUUGCGAGAAGUGCACCGAGGUUGUACUGAAUUUGAGAUUCGUAAGAUGUUUCUUUGGUUUAAUGUUGUUAAUUUUGCUGCAUUUGUUUUGUAACCACACGUGCCUAUGUAUUCUUGCCGGUUGGUUGGAUAAAAAAAAAAGCACCCUAAAAUUGUUGCAGUUCUUGUGAGCGGCAUGCUUCUUCCACUAUUCAAAUAACAAAUUUUUCUUUGUUUCUUGUUUCGAAUCACAUUUUGUUAAAUUUUUUGAGUCUUUCCUUUCUUCUGUUCUCUUUUACCAGAAAAGGUUUGGACAAACAGAAUAUAUGUGCAGAUAUAAUAGAGAUGUGAUCCCUUAGAUCAGUUUGGUUUCUCUUAUUUCUUUGUCUCAUACAGAGUUGGCUGAUAGGUGGUGAAGGCUGAAAAUUUUGUACGAGUAUGUUACCCGUGACAUUUGGCAUGUUGUAUACUGUUGUGGAAGUGGGCUUAUGCGCCUUGAAGUUUCUAUUUGUCACGAAGUGAUACACAGGAUAAGAAAUACGGCCAACUUAUGCUAUAUACACAAAUUAAACUAACUUGCAUGCAAAUCUUGUAAUAAUGAGUUUUAUGAGAAGGAUUGUAGAAGAUUGGCUGUACGGCCUCUCAAUAUGAAAUUGCUCGAUCUGGAUCUCAUGAUUGCUUUCCAUCAUCCUACUGCGAAUAGAUGUGGAUGUAAUGGCUUUUGAAAUAUAUUUAGCUUCUGUUAUGCUCGCAUUUCACAGUGGUAAAACCUUUGCUUUUAAAUGUUUUUUGGAGUUUGGGGCUUCUGCUAGUGCAUACUUAGCAGCCAGCUUCAAAUGGCCAGUUUCUUUGAAACUGCAAGUUUGGUUCUCUGUAUUUAUAAAAUCAAUGAUGGAGCUGGACUAGUUACCCAAUCUAUCAGUCCAUACAAGUUAAUCUCAUUCAUGCCAUAUUCAGCAAAAAAAGAAAAAAAAAUCUCGUCCUCAUCCUCAGUAGAUUUUCCAACAAUGGUUCACUUUCUCUACUUUGUUGCCGCUCAUGUUAAAGCUCACAGCCUG
Messenger RNA from Durio zibethinus, 3275 nucleotides. The record is from RefSeq and is a predicted model, not a curated record. NCBI's taxonomy places the organism in Eukaryota, Viridiplantae, Streptophyta, Magnoliopsida, Malvales, Malvaceae.